Aspergillus versicolor CBS 583.65 is the source of this 1032-nucleotide messenger RNA. RefSeq lists its product as uncharacterized. The record is from RefSeq and is a predicted model, not a curated record. The transcript has a single exon. NCBI's taxonomy places the organism in Eukaryota, Fungi, Ascomycota, Eurotiomycetes, Eurotiales, Aspergillaceae. The coding region runs from base 1 to 1032 and encodes 343 amino acids.
AUGUCACCAGGAAAGAAACGACGCAUCCUGCUCUCCUAUUUCAUCCCAUUUCUUCUCCCGCUGAUAGCUAACGAACGGGCUAUGAAUAGGAAGCUCGAUCGGUACAAAGAAACGAAAGCGGCAGAUGACACCGUGGAGUUCUUGGAUAUUCUCUUUGAGUAUGUUCCUCCCCUUGGACGGAAAUCCCUCUUCAAGGACGUAGUGAGGUGCUUUGACGAUGAAGAUUUACGCCAGCUGGUAGAGCGCAUUGAGUUUGGACUGUUACGUCCCAUGCUAUCCCCCCGGCUUGAGAUGGUGGAGUCUAGCGAAAUGUCGAUACGCGACAACUGCGUGUCAAGAGAUGGGAACCGGUGCGCAAUCACAAAUAUUCUAGCCCCGCCGUGGUACUGGGGCCUAUCCUGGAAAUCGACCGGGACUCCGCUCAGUGCUGCCCGUAUCAUCCCAUUGGACAUGGUCAUGGACAUGAAGCUGGGUGUUCUUCGACCUCAACCACAGAGCCUAGAUAUGGACGAGAGAUACCGGCAUGGGAAAGUGUGGGAUAUCCUCCAGCGGUACUUCAGAUACCAUGUGCCUAGCCUGCACUCGGAUUACCUCUCUCAUUAUUCCUCGUUGCCGGUGCCGGAUAUCUUCGAGUUUGAGAAAGAACAAAACAGGUUGGUCAUGGCCGCAGUGCUCCGUCGCGAGUUCGAGAUGUUCCACUUUGUUCUCGAAGCAACACAUACCCUCAACCACUAUUAUUUCAAGGGGUUUUCAGAAUUACCCAGCUACCUUAUGGUGUUUGUGCCUCGCGAUAGGAUUGUGAGGUUGAAAAAUCAUGAUUCGAGAUAUCUACUCCCAAGCCCCAUUCUUCUUUCGAUCCAUGCCGCUAUAGGGAACCUUCUACACGAAAGCAGUCGAGGAGAGAAGAUUCAGCAGUUGAAGGAGGAUCUGUCGCGCAGUCGCCAUGGGCCAGCUCGUGUCGGGAGCUCAAAAAUUGAAGAUAUUUUUUCACUGAGCAAACUCUCACGACUCAUACCCUAUGAUGAAGGGUGA